CCCAUGCAAACUUACGCGAAAGAUUAGUCUCAACCGAAAAACCACACACACCUUCUAAUUUGUGGUUUUAAAACCCUAAUUCAUACAUUUGACGGCUCUUCCUCUCACUCAUUCCCCGAAAACCCUUCAGACUUCUCACUCUCAGGUAAUGGCUCCCAAACCACCAAGCUCGGGUCUUUUUGUUGGCCUCAACAAAGGUCACAUUGUCACCAAGAAGGAGUUGGCUCCAAGGCCAUCUGACAGGAAAGGGAAAACAAGUAAGAGGGUUCUUUUCGUGAGGAGUCUCAUCAGAGAGGUUGCUGGUUUUGCUCCCUAUGAGAAGAGAAUCACUGAGUUGUUGAAGGUUGGUAAGGACAAGCGUGCAUUGAAGGUGGCCAAGCGAAAGCUCGGAACACACAAGAGGGCAAAGAAGAAGAGAGAGGAGAUGUCAAAUGUUCUCAGGAAGAUGAGAUCUGCUGGUGGUGCCGAGAAGAAGAAGUGAUCUGUUGUGCAAGAGUUUAAUUUUGUCUAAACAUUUUAGUUUGUGGUAGUGAGACUUUUUUUAGCUUCACAAAAGUUGAGAAGUUGAAUUAAAAUUUUGAUGACUUAUGGUUUAUGAAUGUCCUACUAGUUCACCAUUAAUGAGUGAGAAAUGGUAGCUCUGCUGGAUAAUUCUUCUUA
Molecule: messenger RNA, 660 nt
Organism: Spinacia oleracea (spinach)
Lineage: Eukaryota; Viridiplantae; Streptophyta; Magnoliopsida; Caryophyllales; Amaranthaceae
Product: 60S ribosomal protein L36-1-like
Exons: 4
Coding region: 149-481 (110 amino acids)
Biological process (GO): translation
Cellular component (GO): ribosome
Molecular function (GO): structural constituent of ribosome
Source: RefSeq, a predicted model, not a curated record